UUGUCUGAAUAUUUAGUCAAAAGGGUCGGUUUGGUUGCGGAAGAAGAGUUGGCAGACUGGAAGAAAUACUGCCUGAAUCGGGUAAUCUGCAGGAGACCUGCCUGGGAAAAUAACUUGUACAUAAACCUGCCCAAACAAAUGAUUGUAAAGCACAAUUCUCAGUCAGUCGGAGCUAAAGAUUCUGGACCAAACAAUAUACACGUUAAUGAAGGUGCCUCGAUGCCGCUACAAUGGAAGAAUAUUUACAUACUACCUGAGCAUUCCCGUUUCAAUGUUUCCAACAAGCAAAUCACAUUUUCGUUGGACAUCAAUGGCAAGAAAACGGACUUUCCAUGGCUGGAUUCAACCACAUAUAUGCUGCGAAUUCGCAUCAAUCCCGUCAACGACCCUCCGGAACUUACUGGAACCAAAGGAGUACAAGUGAUCAAGAUAUCAGCUAAAGGAAGUCGAACCCUCACAUCCGAUCACAUACUCCUUUCGGAUCCUGAUGACGGUCCAGAUAAGGUACUCACAUUGCAUACAAUCAGCACUCCAGUUGAGGUACGCUUGAAAACGAACACCGGCGUUCGUUUACUCCACCAUUCAUCUGCUCUUAUUACAUCGAAUAAUCUCUCAUUUACUGCCUCUGUACCCGAUCUACCGUUGUCGUUCUCCAUUGUCGGAUUACCUGAUCAUGGUGUUGUAGAGUGUAGCCCGAGUAAUGGACAUUUUGCCGUCUGUAGUACAUUUACACAGGAACAGAUAGACAAGGGCCUCGUUCGAUUUCGACACACUAGCAGCCACCAUCCAACACAGGAUAUGUUCAGUUUCCAGGUGGAGUCGGGAGAAUUUGUAUCGAUGAUUCAUAACUUUCGACUAAUGUUUAUUCCUAUGAAUGUGAAGGUGUUCAACCGAGAAGUGUUCAUGCUUAACGGUACGGAAACUGGUACGCUAAAUCGAGGGAACCUAUUCGCAUGGACAUUUCCCAAGAGCUAUCCACCUGAAAAACUGGUCUAUCAUAUUGAAGAACCACCAAAAUAUGGUAUUCUGUCAAGGAGAAUCAAUGGAAAAAGCCGUAGAAUCGGUGUUUCGUCGAAUUUCACUCAAGCAGACAUUGACAAUAGAUUGAUCUCAUUCAAGUUACAUUUCAUGCAAUAUUCCAUCAUCAACGAUUUCUUUUUGUUUCGGGUGAUCACACCGGCUAUUUCCUCAGAAUCCCUACGGUUCGAGAUUAUCUUCAUCCCUUCACAAACAUCUAUUCAACUAGUGAAUCGAACAGUCGUUGUUCAGGAAGGCGACUCGGCUACGGUCACCCAGGACUCCCUAUCCUUGGCCACCCCAGAUGACUCGUUUUUCGUGUUCACCCUUGCGCUGCCACCAGCACAUGGAUCUCUUCUUCUAAAAACAUCGAAUUUCACUAAUAGAACUCUCAGUACCGGAAUGAACUUCACCACUCGGGAUAUAGCCGAAGAAAGAUUGAUCUAUUCCCAUUCGGGUUCAGAAUCACGUACAGAUCGCCUUCAUUUGAUCGCGGAGUCAGCGUUUCGUAAAGGGCGGCGCAUUCCAUUUUGGAUGUCGUUCUCUGUCAUUCCCGUCAACGAUAAUCGACCUCGUCUACGUGGUAGCCAUAUCAUACAGAUCGUGGAACGAGGUGAACGCGUUCUCCAUCCAGAUCUUCUCGAUUGGGUUGAUGAUGAUCAUGACGGUGUCGCUCCACUCCAGUUUAACUUCUACCAACCUAUUAAAGAUGCAGCAGUUCUGUCUACGGUGUCACCGUAUCUGCCGAUGACGAUCUUUACUGAACAGGAUCUUAUAAACGGCAGGGUGAUGUUGCGUCAUCUUGGUCACAAGAACAAUUUCACCGUAAGUUAUACUGUAAGCGACAAGAAGCAUACUGUAGAAGGACUGGUGCGAAUUGUCGCUUCUGAUCCAUUUGUCCGUAUUGGCGAAAGCUUGCUGGAGUAUUGCUGCCUACCGGGAGACACCCCGAACUUGCCCGUCGGUCCUGCAAAUCUGUCGGUGAUCACGAAUUUGGACGUUCGCCCUGAGGACAUUGUGUAUCAAAGCCAGUCGGACAGCUUCGUGAUGCAAUACCAGAAGUACAGACGGCCAAUAAGAACAUUCACUCAGAAGGAUAUCAAUAAUGGCAAAAUCUCCUAUAACGUUCACUCGGCUGUCAUGGAGUUGUUGACUGUACGCGUCGCGAAUCGAACACUCAAAGCAGAGGUCCAAAUUUUACGUCGCUCUCUCGGUGCCUCCCUGGAACUGCGUCGAUCGUCUACGUUGACGUUGCCGGUCGGUGGAGUCGGAACGAUCGACUCGAAUCAUCUCGAAAUCGGCGAUGCAGUCAGUUCCGCCAAUGAACUUGUCUAUCGUAUCAUCAAACAACCACAAGAGGGUGCACUUGUUUUAGAGCAAGAAAACUCAACCUCAACCCCCUCGAUCAUCGUGGGACGGUUCUCUCAAAGGGAUGUCGAUCUAGGGCGAGUACAGUACAUUCACAGUGGAAGCGGUUCCGGUCGUGACACAAUCCAAUUCAACAUUUCUUCACCUCACACCACAAAAGGACCAUAUACCUUCUAUGUGGAGAUCUACGACCAUCAUGUCUCUAUGACAUCAACACCAUUGAACGUCGUUGCCGGUGGUUCCACUGUGGUCUCUGGUUCUGUACUAAACGUGACUUCAUCGGACAGGGAAGACUAUGUGGUGAAUGUGGUGGAGAAGCCAAACUACGGCUGGAUUGUGUUGGACUCAUGGAACACAAAUAAUAUCAGUUCAAUAGAGUCGUUCAGUGGCGCAGAUCUGCGUGAGCGUCGUGUGGUGUAUGUGUCAGAUCGAGACUCGGCUGCUACAAGGGAUUCAUUCUCAGUCGCCGUCUGCAUUUCCCACCACACUUGCACCCAGACGCAAACCGUCGACAUCACUAUAUCGCAGCGAAAUGUGCAAAGUCCCCAACUUCUACGAAACGAAAUUCUGCGUGUCACUUCCGAGAGAACUCCCAUCACCAAUGCUCACUUGGACACUGAGGAUCCCGACACACCUCCAAGUGGAGUGUUUUACUUGAUUUCUAAGCCGUCAAAUGGUAUGGUGGUCAACAUCAACGAUCUUUCGAAAGAGAUUUACAACUUCUCACAGAAGGAAGUCGACGAUUCGGCGAUUAUUUUCCUCCGACAAGCCAAUGCAUCCGGAUCAGGCGGUUUCUCGUUUCUUCUCUCAGACGGACUACAUCAAAUCGGCCCAGAAUGGUUUUCCAUAGAAAGUUCGGCGAGUUCAUCACCAGUGCUCCAGACAAACGCUCGCCUACUUGCAUCACCCAACGCUAGCACGGUCAUCGGUGUCGAAUCACUGAGAGCCAGCAUACCGAAUGUAAUGCCACACUUGUAUUAUAUCACUGAUUCUAUUGGGGUCUAUACAGAUCCUCAAGAUACAUUAUAUAUUCCAGGCCAGACCAGAAGAGAUACUUCGUCAGGAGCUCCACAAAAGGAAUGGACCCUGAAAGACUCCUUCUACUUUGUGCUUCAGAAGAACGGUUCUGAUAAACCGAUCGAAGAAGAAUUCAGAUUUCGAGUUGCAUCUACAUACGCUGCUCUGCAAGACCCUACAAAAGGAUAUGUAAAAACGACUCCGCUCAAUAUCUCCAAAGGAGGUUCAGCUGCACUGACCAAAGCCCACUUUGAUAUUUCCGUCUUGGCUGCGUCAGCAGAGAAAGAGAGCCUAAUUAUCGAAGUAUCUACACCUCCACGAUAUGGUGUACUGGAAUUUCUCGAUGGGGCCGCUGCUUCGAUGUACUGGUCGGAUUUUCAAAGUGAACCCAAACUGAUCUACCGAAAUGGAGGUGAGGAGUCCAAGGACGACUCAGUAACGUUCUUCAUCUAUCCGGCUAGCGAAAAAACACGUCGUAGCAGUCGACUACGGAUAACUGUUCCAAUACACAUUAGAACACCACGAGAUCCACUAGUGCAGGUUACAAGUUUUCCGUCAUCGAUUUCGGUUCGAAAUUCUGGAGUGGUACCUCUUACCGCUAAACAAUUCCAUGCAUCUCAUCCACAUGUGCCAGCACAGUCUAUCGUCUACGAACUCACCCAGCCUGGUACUGCUGGCACUGAGAUUCGAGUGAAUGACGGUUUGGUAUCGAUUGGCCAUGUACCGGCAUCGAUGGCAAUGUCAUCACACGAUGUGAUCACCUUGUCCGUCGAAGGUCAUUCAAGAGCUCUCAUCGUUAGAAUUAAACCAUUGGAUCUUGCAUUGGAGAAUCACACAGUUAUCGAGUAUCCUCAAGGCAAAACUUAUGUAGUGUUGAACCGGACCCAUCUCGGUGCAUAUUCGAAUGGUGAUAGGACAGCUAUCACUUACAAGAUCACCAAAGGGCCUGAGAAUGGUACCUUUUAUUGGGUGGCCGGUGAAAAGGAAGCGAAACAAUUCACUCAGAAAGACAUCGACGAUGGAAAAAUUCUGUAUGCUCAGCUCAAUAUGAAUUCCUAUAAGGACAGUUUUGAAUUUCUUCUGGCCAAUACCGAGAAGGGUGUAGUUCGAAAUCGAUCAGAAAUUCGGGUAAAAUCAUUAGUUACUGCUCAGCCGGUGAUCGUCGAAACGAAUACUGUGGUUCCACUUACACCCAGUCAACUCAACGCUACUGCUCUACAGGGCUCAACUCCCCGUUUCCUUGUCACCUCCAGUCCUCGUUACGGUAGAAUCUCACUUGAUCCGGACCUCAAUCAUUCCGCACUUUUCUUCACUUUCCCAGACAUUCUUCGGAGUCGUGUGUACUUUCAGGCUUUUGCUACCGACAGAGAGGUCACUGAAGAGCUGGAACUGGAAGUCCGUGCUGACAGCGUUCAACCUGCUCGAUUAAUCCUUCCGAUCACCAUCAUUCCGGCUGAUUUAGAUGUUCAAGAGCGAUCUGAGAUAGAAAAAACAGCAAAUGGCAAACGAAACGAGACGGAAAUCCCGAAAUCGCGAUUAUUACCAGCUGGUGACCAACUCCCGGUAAUCGUCCUGAUGGUGGUACUGUUCAUCACAGUAUUUGUCUUGUUAUGCCGGCGUAAACGUCCUAAACCAAAGAUCGAAACUCCGCAGGAGCAGCCGUCGCGUUCGCCCAAGACGUCAUUGCAAGAAAAGCCGGAUUUGUUAGGAUCAACGGUGUUUGCAUCAGUCGGAAAGGCGUCAGAUAUGUCACCACGACAGCCCUUGAGGACUUUUGAGAGGCCUCAAGUGACGCCGUUGAGUAAAAGGCGGCAUCAACCUUCCCUCGACUAUGCCGGCUUGGCGACCGACACACCGCCACCGAUGCCGCUCUUCAAACAGCUGACAGCUCAACGUUCAGAUGCCCAACAUUGGGUUUAG
Messenger RNA from Haemonchus placei, 5322 nucleotides. The record is from the annotation of a GenBank genome assembly. Lineage: Eukaryota; Metazoa; Nematoda; Chromadorea; Rhabditida; Trichostrongylidae.